AUCGAUUGUCACAAUCGAUGGUAUGGUUUGAGUGGCGAUCGAUAGCAUCGAAACCGGUGUUGGAGUCCACGUGUCAUCGAAAUGGCAUUUAAUGCCAAACAUUCACUACUCGUCGCAAAUACUCUCUCACUCUUCGCAUAACAAUUCAAUUCAUAUGUUUUGAACAACUCUUCACUCAAUCGUUGCGUUAAUUGUGUUUCAAAGACCGCAGAAAUGAUGAAACGAGUGCUGCUAUCAGUGCUGUGUCUGGUAUUGAGUGGAUGUGUUUGCGGUGAAGAAGAGGCCACAACUCCGGCCAGACUUCUGAUCGAGAAGCAGAUCCUCAACAAGUAUUUGGUUGAGAGCCGAGACAUUGUCGUCAACUAUAAUAUUUUUAACGUCGGACAGAGUCCCGCAAUCGAUGUCCACAUAUCGGACAACAGCUUUUCGACGGAACACUUCGAUGUGAUCAGUGGUGUCCUGAAGGUGACGGUCGCCCGACUCGCGCCCGGAACUAAUAUAACGCACACAUCAGUGGUUCGGCCAAAGGCUGGCAUUUGGGGCCGUUUUAACUUCACUGCCGGAGAAGUGACUUAUUUGGUGAACGAGGACUCGAAGGACAUCCAAUUGGGCUAUACCUCAGAACCCGGCGAAGGAUUCAUUGUUUCUCUCAAAGAGUUUGACCGAAGAUUUUCUCCUCAUGUGUUGGAUUGGUCUGCAUUUGUUGUCAUGACUUUGCCAUCUCUUGUUAUUCCGUUCCUCUUGUGGUUCAAAAGCAAAAGUAAAUACGAGUCAAUUGUGUCGGCAAAACACGCCAACAAAAAACAUUAA
Molecule: messenger RNA, 810 nt
Organism: Medioppia subpectinata
Lineage: Eukaryota; Metazoa; Arthropoda; Arachnida; Sarcoptiformes; Oppiidae
Source: the annotation of a GenBank genome assembly